Lodderomyces pseudojiufengensis is the source of this 1116-nucleotide messenger RNA. RefSeq lists its product as uncharacterized. Bases 1 to 1116 code for a protein of 371 amino acids. Gene Ontology annotation, molecular function: flavin adenine dinucleotide binding; electron-transferring-flavoprotein dehydrogenase activity. The transcript has a single exon. NCBI's taxonomy places the organism in Eukaryota, Fungi, Ascomycota, Pichiomycetes, Serinales, Debaryomycetaceae. Gene Ontology annotation, cellular component: cytoplasm. The record is from RefSeq and is a predicted model, not a curated record.
AUGUCAAAGUCAAUCAAAAAGAAUAUGUCAGUAGAAGAAAUAAUAAUCAUUGGUGGUUCAUAUGCUGCUAUAUUAGCUUUGAAAACAGUAUUAUCUUCAAAAACUAAAACAUUUAACAUCACCUUAAUCUCACCAAAUGAAUUUACAUUUUUUAAUGUUGCUGUUCCAAGAUUAUUAAUUGAUAAUUCAUUAAUUGAUAAAACUAUAUUUAGAUUAGAUGAAGUUAUUGAAAAUUUACAAAAGGGAACUAAUCAUAAAGUAACUCAUAUUAAGUCUACUGUUACUAAAGUUGAAUUAGAUGAUAAAAAAGUGGUAACCACUAAUGAUAAAGAAUACUCAUAUAAUUAUUUAAUUAUUGCAUCUGGUUCAAGAUCAAUUUCACCUCUUUGGAAACUUGAUAAUGAAAAAAGUAAUGAAUAUAAUAUUGGAUCUAUCAAGAAUUUUACAAAUAAAAUUAAACAAGCUAAGACAAUUGCAAUUAUAGGUGGUGGAUCUACAGGUGUUGAAACCGCUGGUGAAUUAGCAACUGAAUAUCCAAAUAAAAAAGUAACUAUUUACACUGGCUCUUCUGGUCCAUUAUCAGGUUCAUUACCAAAUCAUGUUAAUUCCACAACUUCAAAAUUAGAAAAAUUAGGAGUAGAAAUUAUAAAUAAUGAAAGAGUAACUACAAAAGAUAAUGAAAUUACAUUAAGUAAUGGCAAAACCAAACAAUAUGACUUGGUAAUUGAAGCUCAAAAAUUAAUUCCAAAUACUGAAUUUUUAUUAAAAAAAUAUUUAGAUGAACAAGGAUUUAUAAAAACUGAUAACUACUUUAGAGUACCUCAAAAUCAUGAAGUAAUUGUAAUUGGAGAUAUAUUAUCAAUUGGAUUACAUUCAUUAGUUGAUUUAAAUUAUAAUCAAAAAUCAAUAUUUGAAAAUAUAAUUAAAUUUGAAAUUUUUAAAGAAGGUAACAAAAUUAAAGAAUACAAGAGACCUAAAAACCCAACUAUGUUAGUACCAAUUGGUAAAAAUGGUGGUGUUGGUGCAUUUAAUGGUUGGAAUUUUCCUAAUUUUUUAGUUUGGUUAUUUAAAUCAAGAGAUUUUAUGAUUCCAAAAGCUAAAGAUUCUUUAACUUAG